GAAAUAUAGAAUGUAAUACACAAAAAUCUUAGUAGCUAGGGAUGAGUAAUAUAAGAAUCAGUGCUUUCUUAUUUAAAACUGAAUAGCCCUCAGAAUUGUUCAAUUAUUACCGUUUUGUUUCUCAGAUAUCCCAAUGUCUGUGGGUAUAAUCGAUCCUAGGGCUAAUCCAACUCAACUAAAUACAGUGGAGUUUCUGUGGGACCCUGCAAAGAGAACAUCUGUGUUUAUUCAGGUGCACUGUAUUAGCACAGAGUUCACUAUGAGGAAACAUGGUGGAGAAAAGGGGGUGCCAUUCCGAGUGCAAAUUGAUACCUUCAAGGAGAAUGAAAACGGGGAAUAUACUGAGCACUUACACUCGGCCAGCUGCCAGAUCAAAGUUUUCAAGCCCAAAGGAGCAGACAGAAAGCAAAAAACAGACAGAGAGAAAAUGGAGAAACGAACACCUCAUGAAAAGGAGAAAUAUCAACCUUCCUAUGAGACGACCAUACUCACAGAGUGUUCUCCAUGGCCUGAGAUCACGUAUGUCAAUAAUUCCCCAUCACCUGGUUUCAACAGUUCCCAUAGCAGUUUUUCUCUUGGGGAAGGGUAAGUCU
Molecule: messenger RNA, 593 nt
Organism: Sapajus apella (tufted capuchin)
Lineage: Eukaryota; Metazoa; Chordata; Mammalia; Primates; Cebidae
Product: alpha-globin transcription factor CP2
Exons: 4
Coding region: 134-589 (151 amino acids)
Biological process (GO): positive regulation of transcription by RNA polymerase II
Cellular component (GO): nucleus
Molecular function (GO): RNA polymerase II cis-regulatory region sequence-specific DNA binding; DNA-binding transcription activator activity, RNA polymerase II-specific
Source: RefSeq, a predicted model, not a curated record